AUGAAUGAUGAAGCCUCGGAUACCGCCCCCAGCGAUGAGGUUGCGCUUGGGGGAAGACUGACACAACCUCUAGCAGAGGCAAGCGGAGCAAGUGGCGCUCCUCUGCGAAACGGAACCACAAGGCCAGGCGUCUCAACUAGGAUUACAAGAGGAAACAGCUUGGAUGUGUUAAGUCAAAGUUCAUCAGAACUCGCACAAGACAAUCCCGCUCCACCUCAAGCACGAAGGCAGCAUUGGACAAGAGCAAUGAAUACAAGUCUAAUAAAUGCAUAUUACGAAGCUACAGAGGGAGGGACUCAAACAAAAAAAUACGCAGCAAAAUUAGUGGAACUCUGGACGAAAACCUACCCAGACAAGCAGUUCACCGGAAAGCACCUAAUCGCGCAGAUAAAGAAUAUUAAGUCGAGAAAACUACUCUCUCCAGAUGAACUCGAGGCGAUGAAGGCAGACUCAGUGAGAAAAUCCCCAACUCAAACAAUUAACAACAUACGGAGAAGCAUCCAACGAAGAAGUUUACAACCACAACAGGAAAGAAGUCCACAACUACAACGAGAAAGAAGUCCACAAUCACAACACGAGAUAAUCUCACAGCCACAACAAGAAGUAACUAAGGAUGACGAGGCAACUUUAGGAAUACAUGCGCUGUUUCAGGAAAUCAACAUUCAAUGGGAAGGAGUAGAGAUAACCAGCAAACCGAAAAUCUCUAAACUGAAUACCAAUAAAGAGACCUCUGCAAUGAUGAAAACCAUUGAUGAGACCCUUGAUGAAACGUUUAACAACUCAACAAGCCUAGAAGAACUGUGCCACAAGGUAUACUGUGCCACCAUCAUGGCAAAUACAAUUCAACACACCAAGACCACAAAUCCAAACCAUCAACAACAAAAAAGACCACCUUGGGAGGAAAGGAUUGAGAGGAAAAUCGCAAAACACAGACAAGUAAUAGGAGUCAUACACAGUUACUCGAACACCGACAAACCAUCCAAGAAACUAGCAAAGAAAGCCCAGAGCUACGCAAGAAGGAAGAAACUGAAAAAGGAUGACAAAGAACACCUGAGAAUGCACAUGGAAACCAUGAAACAGAAAAUUGCGGCACUGGAGAGCAGAAUGCGAAGAUACCAUAAGAGAACACGGAAACACCGAGAAAAUAACCUUUUCUCGAACAACCAAAAAGAGUUCUUCAAGAGGUUAGAAGAGGGUCACAAAAAUCAGAGAGAGGCACCCCCAAACCCUGCCGAGAUGCAGAAGUACUGGUCGAACAUCUGGUCCAAAAACGAGGUACACAACAAGGAAGCCUCGUGGAUCAAAACCAUACUGAAGAACAAGCCGAUCUGGAUGAAAUGGCCCCAAUAA
Harmonia axyridis is the source of this 1350-nucleotide messenger RNA. RefSeq lists its product as uncharacterized. The coding region runs from base 1 to 1350 and encodes 449 amino acids. NCBI's taxonomy places the organism in Eukaryota, Metazoa, Arthropoda, Insecta, Coleoptera, Coccinellidae. The record is from RefSeq and is a predicted model, not a curated record. The transcript has a single exon.